AUGGGAACUGUGGCAGCCAUGCAGUGGAAAUGUGUGGCCUUGCUUUUCCUUACUUCGUCUGUUGUCAUUAAAGUCAAGGCCAGACUGGUCAGCAACCAUCUCAGUAGUAUCUGCAGCACAUGGGGCAGAGAGCACUACAAGACAUUUGACGGUGAUGUUUACCAGUUUUCUGGUACGUGCGAGUACAACCUUGCUUCAGACUGCCACGCGGCCAUGCAGGAGUUCUCAGUGCACAUGAGGAGGGAGACGAAUGACGGGAACCCAACUGUCAGCUAUUUGGUGGUCACCAUCAAUGACCUUGCGUUUCACCUUACCAAGGAAGCGGUCACUGUUAAUGGCCAACCUGUCACAUUGCCACACUAUAAUAGUGGAGUUCAAGUGGAAAAUAAUGAUGUCUACAUCAAACUGCAGUCUAAAGUUGGCCUUGUUGUCAUGUGGAAUGGUGAUGAUGCAGUCAUGGUGGAGGUUGAUCGUGACUAUGCUAAUCGCACUUGUGGACUCUGUGGUGACUACAAUGGCAUUCCUGUCUACAAUGAGUUGAUUUACAAUGAUCGAAUAAUCAGCCACAUUGAGUUUGGCAACAACCACAAGGUUCAUAACCCAAAUGAUGAUUGUGAGGACCCCUUUGAGGAGUACGGAGAACCGCUUGAAGAUGUUCCAAAUGUGGAUUCGUGCGAGGAGUUUAAAACGUCCUGCAACCAGUUGUUGCUUUCAGAGUCUUGGAGCCCCUGCACCCAGCUUAUUGACCCUGCACCCUAUGCGCAGGCUUGUGUGGAGGACAUGUGUGGCUGCAACAACCACACAAAUGACACCUGUGUCUGCAGCACACUAUCCGAGUUCUCUCGACAGUGUUCCCAUGCUGGCGGAGUGCCUCCCAACUGGAGGACGCCACUGUUUUGUGCCAAGCAGUGUCCUUACAACCUGGUGUAUGAGGAGAGCGGUUCUCCUUGCAUGGACACGUGCACACACCUGGACACCAGUUCCAUGUGUGAGGACCACAGAAUGGAUGGCUGCUUCUGUCCACCUGGCACUGUGUUUGAUGACAUUUCCAUGAGAGGAUGCAUUGAUCAAUCGGAAUGUCAGUGCAAGCAUGGAAAAAUCUACAACUCAAGCGAGGGCUACCAACGAGACAAGGAGAUAUGUACAUGUUUUCAGGGCAGAUGGUCUUGCGAGUAUCUUCAGGGGCCAGCUACAUGUGCAGUGGAGGAGGGUUCACAUGUAACCACCUUCGAUGGCAAAUCUUACACCUUCCACGGAGACUGUUAUUACACACUAGCCAAGGUGGAAAGCAAGGAUGCCUCAAGUCCGAAAUUUACCAUCCAGGUGCAACUGGUGCCUUGUAAAAACCAACAUUUUGACACUUGUCUCAAGGCACUUAAAAUCCUGUUGAACAAUGACAGAAACAAUGUGUUAAUGUUCAUUGCCGGUGGGGCAGUGAAACAGAACCAGCAAACCAUCACUUUGCCGUACCAUACAGCGGACAUCAACAUAUUCCAUGCCUCGUCAUUUCACAUAUUGCUACAUACCAGUUUUGGGUUGCAAAUUCAGAUUCAGCACGUGCCUCUCAUGCAAGUGUAUGUGCGGUUGGAUGAGAGCUACAACGGAAAGACGCGUGGUUUAUGUGGCAACUACAACCGGGCCUUGUCUGAUGACUUGAAAACCCCUCAGGGGAUUGUCGAAGGGACAGCGACCACAUUUAGUAACACCUGGAAGUCGAACCUCAUGUGCCGAGACACGAGGGAAAGACUUGAUGACCCCUGUUCUCUCAGUGUGGAAAAUGACUUGUAUGCCAAACACUGGUGCGCCUUGCUGUUACACCCAAAUAGCACCUUUGAAAAGUGCCAUUCAUUAGUAGAUCCUGAUGUGUAUUACAAGCGGUGCACUUACGCGAGCUGCAAUUGUGACAAGAGUGAAUCCUGCCUGUGUGCUGUCUUGUCCUCCUACGCCCGAGCGUGUGCAUCAAAGGGAGUCUUCUUGAUGGACUGGAGAGCAAACGUGUGUGAUAAAUACACAAGGACCUGCCCAGCAUCUCAGAUCUUUUCAUACAAGCAUCAACGGUGCGAGCUGACCUGCAGAUCGUUGAGUUCGACACUGCAAACUUGCUCCUCUGACUUCCUGCCCGUGGAUGGCUGCUCCUGUCCCGAGGGUCAAUACCUCGAUGAACAUGCCAUCUGCAUCCCCAAACAAAAAUGUCCCUGUUAUCACAAUGAGGCCAUCGUCCAGCCAGGGAAGUCUAUCAACAUCAAGGACGAACACUGUGUGUGCAGUAAUGGGGUGCUUCAUUGCCACUCUUGGAGAGCCCGCUCAUCAACAUGUCCGCCACACAAGGUGUACUUCAACUGCUCCAAUCCAGGCUCGGGACAAUUUGGAGUCCAGUGUGCACCAACUUGUUUAAAUCUAGACAGCAAUGAUUGUGACUCCAGCGAUUGUGAAUCAGGUUGUCAGUGUCCAGACGGCCUUUUUGAUGAUGGCAAUGGUUUCUGUGUAGAAAGAUCACAAUGUCCAUGCAAACAUGAUGGAAUAUUCUAUGUUCCUGGGAAACAAAUUCCAAAUCAGUGCAACAUGUGUACUUGCAAAAGUGGAAAAUGGGAGUGCACAGAGGAAAAAUGCCCUGGAACCUGCAUUAUUUACGGAAGUGGUCAUUAUAAUACAUUUGAUCAACGAACGUAUGGCUUUCAAGGACACUGCAGCUAUGUUGCAGUCAAGAACAAAUGUGGCAAUAAAACAGCACAGGACAACAUUGGAGUGAUCACAGAGAACGUACCGUGUGGCUCUACAGGCACCACAUGCUCAAAAAUUGUCCGAAUACAGUUGGGGCGAAUGGAAAUCAAACUAUCCAAAGGAAAGUAUGAAGAGGUGGACCUGGGACAGGGCAAUCAAAUAAAGUACACAAUAAGGACAGUUGGCAUGUAUCUUGUUGUAGAAUCUGUCAUUGGUAUGGCAGUGAUGUGGGAUCGCAAAACAACUGUCCGCAUCCUCUUGGAACCUCAUCACAGUGGAGAAGUGUGUGGCCUGUGUGGAGAUUUCAAUGGCAAUGAACAUAAUGACUUCACCACUCAGGGUCAGCUGUUAGUGACCAAUGUGUUAGAAUUUGCAAACAGCUGGAAAACCAGCAGCAAUUGCCCGAAUGUGGAAGCAAACGUCGAUCCAUGUACGGUAGCACCCAAUCGUCAUCACUGGUCCAAAAUGAUGUGCAGCAUUAUAACUGGAGAAACAUUCAAAGCAUGUCACAAUACGGUGGAUCCACUUCCAUUUCAUGAAAACUGUGUGAAAGACUCAUGUGCCUGUGACACUGGAGGGGACUGCGAAUGUUUUUGCACAGCAGUUGCCGCCUAUGCUCAAGCUUGCAAUGAGGCUGGUGUAUGUGUUGCAUGGAGAACACCAGACAUCUGUCCUGUCUACUGUGAUUACUAUAACAACCCACAUGAAUGUCGGUGGCACUACAACCCAUGUCAUCAACCCUGCUACAAGACCUGCUUGAAUCUAGAGGGAAUUUGUAGCAACCCCUUACCCAACCUGGAGGGUUGUUAUCCUGUCUGCCCAGAAGACAAGCCCAUAUUCGAUGAGGAACAUCAAAUAUGUGUUGAGGAAUGUGAAGGUUGCUUUUACAAUGGGAAAAGAUAUGAUGAAUAUGACGUUAUUUACAAUGUGACUGACAACCUAGGAAUGUGCUACUAUGCGAUAUGUAUUAAUAAAACUGUAAUAUUCAGAAAUGAAACCUGCUCCACAACAGCCCCUCCAACAACUACAACCAAAUCUACAACCACACCAGUUGGACCCACAACAACAACCGAAGGACCAACUACUACAACUAAAUCUACAACCAUACCCGUCGGAUCCACCACCACAACUGAAGGUCCAACAACAACAACAAAAUCUACGACGGGACCUCCUUCGAGUUCAACGACAAUUGCGGAACCUGUAACUGGAACUACAGAAAGCCCACCAACUGCCCCUGUCAUAACAAAAUCUACAACAACGACAGUGGGACGCACCACGACAACUGAAGGGCCAACAACAACAGAUGAAGGUCCAACAACAACAACUAAAUCAACAACCACACCCCCAGGACCCACCACCACAACUGAAGGUCCAACAACAACAACUAAAUCAACAACCACACCCCCAGGACCCACCACCACAACGGAAGGUCCAACAACAACAACUAAAUCAACAACCACACCCCCAGGACCCACCACCACAACUGAAGGUCCAACAACAACAACUAAAUCAACAACCACACCCCCAGGACCCACCACCACAACGGAAGGUCCAACAACGACAACCAAAUCAACUACCAAACCCCCAGGACCCACCACCACAACUGAAGGUCCAACAACAACAACUAAAUCAACAACCACACCCCCAGGACCCACUACCACAACGGAAGGUCCAACAACAACAACUAAAUCAACAACCACACCCCCAGGACCCACCACCUCAACGGAAGGACCAAUCACCAUCAGUCCUACUCCAGGACACACUACACAAUGCUUCUGUGUAAUCAAUGGCAAGCACUACAGACCAGGCGAAAUAAUUCUGGACAGGAUACAUAUUGGAGCGGACGUAUGUCUCACAAUGAUUUGUUCUGAUAUUUGUGAGAUUCACAACAAGACUGAACCUUGCUGGACCACACCCUUGCCAACACCCACCCCCCCUGUUCCUUCGUGCCCUAAUUGGGAUGUCGUCCAAAAUGAGACCUUCUUUUUGUGCAACUGCACCAUGGCGAGAUGCAUUGAGAACAAUACAAUUGAAAUUAUUCCAUACGAAUGUCCACCCUUAAAGAACAUUACGUGCCUCAAUGGAAAGAAACCUGUUCUUGUUCAUGACAAGAACCUGUGCUGCAAACAUUAUGCUUGUGACUGUGAAUGUAAAGGCUGGGGAGAUCCCCAUUACAUUACAUUCGAUGGCCUCUAUUACAACUAUCAAGGAAACUGUACAUAUGUCCUAAUGGAGGAGAUUGAGGCAAAACACGACUUGAAGAUUUAUGUUGACAAUGUCUAUUGUGAUGCCAAGGAACAUGUUUCAUGCCCGCGGUCAUUAAUUAUCUCGUACAAAUCUGAUGUAAUUGUACUCAAGAGCCAAAACCAUGUUGGAGCAGCAGAACUGGAGGCCUUCAAAGAUGAAAAGCGUUUGAGACUACCCUAUUUACAACAAGACAUAAAGAUCUUCAAUUCUGACAUUGCCUUGGUUGUCGAGCUCAUAUCCUUAGACGCGAUUAUUACAUUUGGAUUAAGUGACUUCACUGUCAACCUGCCCUACAGGUUUUUUGACAGCAACACACGGGGCCAAUGUGGCAAAUGCAACAACAACCAGGCAGAUGACUGCAUGCUGCCCGGAGGGCAGAUUGUGCAGAGCUGCAGUGCGAUGGCUGAUUUUUGGCCUGCAAAGGACAUUCACCAACCAAACUGCGAGAUACCAUCUGUGAUCCCGACCAACGAACCUCUACCCCCACCGACACUCACUCCAUGCAAGCCAGACUCUGAUUGUGAUCUACUCUUGAGCAGUGUCUUUGAGGACUGCCACCCCUUUGUCAAUCCUGACAAUUACUAUCAAGGAUGUGUUUUUGAUAGCUGCCAUGUCUCCAACCCAGCAAUAGAAUGCAUCAGUUUACACAUGUAUGCUGAUGCCUGUGCUCAGGCUGGAGUUUGUCUGCACUGGAGGAAUCAUACCACAUACUGUGAAAGCGAUUGCCCACCCGACAAGGUCUAUAAACCAUGUAGUCCUGCACAGCAGCCAACCUGCGAAGACAGUCUUUAUGAACGAAGGCUGGACUACAUAACUGAAGGCUGCUUUUGCCCUGAUGGAAUGAAGCUCUUCAACAAAGAGUCAGGCAUAUGUGUUGAUAAGUGCGGAUGUCUUGAUCCUGAGGGUAUUCCUCGUGAGUUUAAUGAAAGGUUUGAGUACAACUGCCAAAACUGCAUCUGCGAGGAGAUCACCAAGACCAUAAAAUGCCAACCUAAGGUGUGCCCACCAUCGCAUGUAGUUAACUGCUCCGGUCCAGGCUUCGUCCUUGUCAACCAGACCAACCCUGCAGACCCUUGCUGUUCUGCCUUCGCUUGCAAUUGUCAAAGUAGCACAUGCUCACUCAUCGAUGUGGUGUGUCCAAUUGGGUUUACCUUAGUGGUCGAUGUGCCAGAGGGCAAAUGCUGUCCAGAACACACAUGUGAGGCGAAAAGGGUUUGUGUCCACAAAAAGGCUGAAUACCAGCCUGGUGAUUUGGUUCCUGUGGUUCCAUGUCAGGAGUGUAAUUGUACCAAUGACGUGGACCCAAAAAGCGGUUUAUUACAAAUACAUUGCGAGGUUCAACAAUGUCGAGAACAAUGUGAACAGGGUUAUGGAUAUACGGACGCCAACAAGAUGAAUGAAUGCUGUGGACGGUGUGAACAGACCCACUGCAUCUUCAACGUUCGUGGUACUCAGCAGCUGCUGAGGCAAGGUGAUACGUGGUCAUCACCGGACAACAAGUGUGAGCAUUACACCUGUUUGAGGAGCGGUGAGGCUUUCACAGCAGUCGCCACACACAUUGUGUGUCCGCCAUUUGAGAAAAGCAACUGCACACCUGACACCAUUCAAACUGCAGCAGAUGGAUGUUGUCAAAUUUGUGUGGAGCAAGAGAAAGCUUGCAAGCCAGUGCCUAAUAAAGUGUACAUCACACACAUGAACUGCCAGUCUCUUGAUAAGGUGGACAUUCCAUAUUGUGAAGGAUCUUGCAACACUUACACAAAAUACUCAGAGGAAACGUCCACCCUGCAGCCUUCCUGCUCCUGUUGUAAGGGGGUCCGAUCUAGCGAUCGCACAGUGGACUUGCUGUGUCUGAAUGGAGACAUUGUUCCUUACUCCUACAUUCACGUGGACGAGUGUAGAUGCUCCGCCAGCGACUGCACCAAAACUGCCGCAGGUCCCGCUCGAAGGAGGCGAAGCUUUACCCUCCUGUAA
This is a messenger RNA of Phycodurus eques (leafy seadragon), 6939 nucleotides long. It is a transcript of the gene muc2.1, whose product is annotated as mucin 2.1. Lineage: Eukaryota; Metazoa; Chordata; Actinopteri; Syngnathiformes; Syngnathidae. Gene Ontology annotation, cellular component: extracellular matrix. The transcript has 48 exons. Gene Ontology annotation, molecular function: protein binding. The coding region runs from base 1 to 6939 and encodes 2312 amino acids. The record is from RefSeq and is a predicted model, not a curated record.